CCACAUUUGCGCCUUCGCUGUUAGUAAGGACAGUACUAGUUUGCUCUUACAGUAACGUAUUAUCUACAGCAGUCGUUGUUUAUUUUAAGUUAUAUACGUAACAUACAAUACCUUGUUGUAAUUAUGAGUGAAUUCACGACCUUCACCGAGGGCGAGUUCUAUGAGGGGCAUUUUGACUCGCGAGUUUAUGUGAAGAAUUUUUAUUCCUGCCCUAGCGGUCACGCUGACGAGAAGAAUUUCCUUACUUUCGUUUUGAGAUGCCUUAGCAGAGUUUUCUCGGCGGGAGAGCAUAAAGGCAAGCGGCUGAUCGAUGUAGGCAGUGGACCAUCUAUCCACAGCGUCUUGAGUGCGUGCGAACAUUAUGACGAGAUUGUGCUGUCUGAUUUUGCAAAUAACAAUCGUAGAGAAAUUGAAAAAUGGCUGAAAAAUCAAGAGGGGAGUUUAGAUUGGAAACCUAUGUUGCAGUACGUUUGUGAACUGGAGGGGAGAAGCCCGUCUGAUUUGGAGGCUACACUGAAGCAACGAGUCAAGAAAGUUUUAAAAUGUGAUGUCCGGUUGGAGAAUCCAUUUUAUCCACACACACUGGAACCAGCUGACUGUGUCAUAACAUCUCUGUGUCUGGAAGCAGCGUGUAAAGACUUUCAAACAUACUGUCGUUCUCUACAUGGGCUGACCAAACUUCUGCGUCCUGGUGGACUUUUGGUCAUGAUAGGUGUUCUGGGUGAGAGCUUCUACAAGGUGGAUGAACAGCUCUUUUCUUGUCUUGGACUGAGUCAGGAUAAUAUUGAAGAAGCACUCAGUGGUUCAGGCCUCUCAAUCCAGGAGUUUAAUAUACUGCCUGCAGAAGACCAAGAGAAAAACUCUGUGUCUGACUUUGAGGCCGUUUUUCAUCUUGUAGCUAGAAAACCCUCUGAGUGAAAGCGCAAAUAGAGGGAUUUAUAUAAUACAGCAAAACAGUUGUAUUUAAAGCUAGAGCACACCAAAAUAAACCCUUUUAUAGCCCAGGAUUUUUCUGCUUAUUAAUAAAUCCACUGUAGAAGAUUUGGCAUUUUAGAUGAACAUGGAAUGUAUAACUCUUGAAACUUUUAAUGUGUUUUAUAAUGUGAGGAUUUAAAAGAUAGAUCAUAAAAAGAAAAUUAUUUUACUUAAAAUGUUCACGUCUUUUUUAAUAAUACGAUUUUUGAAGUAAUAAACAUUACUAUGAACUCUAUUUCAUGAAUUACAUUCUUUACACAAACAAUGCAAAAGAGAGCUUCGUCCGUGCACUUGGGGAAUAUUUCAUCCAAACUUUCCUCACUAUGAACCAUUUUAAUACCUGCAAAGCCACAACGUAUGUGAAACAAAUAACACCACAAAGGAAAUAAACCAAGACCAAGCUUGUAUAGUAUUGUACAGUAUGACUCCAUAUCAUGAAACAAUCUGUUUUAUAUCGGAGCAAGUGUUCCAAAUGGAAAAUUAAAACAAAUAAAUGCAAAUGAUUGGUUCUUGCUCUGUAGCACAAAUUUGUGACUCUCAUAGACUUCAACACAAAUGCUUAGUCAUUCAUUGAUUAUAAUACUUUAUGGCCUGCUUGACCCCAUUAUAUAUUACAGAUUAAGUGAUUGCUGUUUGUUUUCAUUUAGUGUUAGAGCAAGUUUUUGUUCCCGCCAAGAUUAAACGAUUGCUGUUCAUUUUAAUUUAUUUUUAUUUUUAUGUAUAUUCUUAUUUUAGGCUGGUUUUGUGGAUCAAACGAUUCACUAAAAAGUUCCAACUUAAUCACUACUUCUCUCAUGAACAGAAGUUGUUUUCAGCAAGCAUUCCUCAUAGAAUAUGGCUUUGGAAACCUGAAUUUUUUUUAGCCCGAGUCCUUAUUCAGUUUAAAAAUAUCGAAACCAGUGGCCAAGACAUUGUUCAAAAGCUCACAUUUCGUGUUCCAUAUGGGCUUUAGAACAUGAGGGUGAGAUUUUUGUGUGAACUAUCCCUUUAAGGAGACUUGUGAAGUCAUUCAAAAGUCACUGAACAUUCAAUAUAAGAUACUAAAACAUCUUUAGU
Sinocyclocheilus anshuiensis is the source of this 2031-nucleotide messenger RNA. Its product is annotated as nicotinamide N-methyltransferase. Gene Ontology annotation, cellular component: cytosol. Gene Ontology annotation, molecular function: N-methyltransferase activity. The transcript has 3 exons. Bases 124 to 918 code for a protein of 264 amino acids. NCBI's taxonomy places the organism in Eukaryota, Metazoa, Chordata, Actinopteri, Cypriniformes, Cyprinidae. The record is from RefSeq and is a predicted model, not a curated record.